Anopheles bellator is the source of this 1268-nucleotide messenger RNA. Its product is annotated as cytochrome P450 4C1-like. The transcript has 5 exons. The record is from RefSeq and is a predicted model, not a curated record. The annotation marks the transcript as partial. NCBI's taxonomy places the organism in Eukaryota, Metazoa, Arthropoda, Insecta, Diptera, Culicidae. Gene Ontology annotation, molecular function: heme binding; iron ion binding; monooxygenase activity.
GAAGCAUGUUCUGGCUUAGUUUAGUGCCACUGUUGGCAGUAGUGCUGUGGUUGCUGCACAUCUGGAUGUUGCAGCGGCACCGGUUCGCCAAAGAUUUACCGCGGACGGAACCGUACUAUCCGUUCAUUGGAAAUGGACAUUUAUUUAUCGGGAAGUCACGCGAGAUGAUGUUUAACGCUGCGAUGAAACCCUUUGCCCGAUACCAUCGCUGGUUCCAGCUAUGGCUCGGACCGAAGCUGCUCAUUUGCACGUCCCAUCCAGACCUGAUGCAAUCCGUUCUAACGCAUCCAGAUUGUCUGGACAAACCAUUUCUUUACGAUUUCGUGAAACUCGAGCAUGGGCUCUUUGGAGGUCAUUAUCAUCCGUGGAAAACGCAGCGCAAGGCUCUGAAUCCUUCGUUCAACCUCCGUAUUCUGAACAGUUUCAUACCAGUGUUUGCCAAGUGCACGGAGCAGAUGAUGCAGAACCUCGAAAGUGCCGUCGGCGAGUCCUGUAGCCGAACGUUGUCCAUCCUCCCGAUCAUCGGCAAGUGCACGCUGGAGAUGGUGUGUGAAACCACGAUCGGUUGCGAUGUGUUGGAGCGACCGGGUAAAGAGAAGUUUCUACGCAAUGUGGAUCGAUGUUUUCAGCUAGUUUCCAAGCGAAUGGUGAGUGUGCAUCAAUAUAUAGACCUGGUGUACGGUUUCACAAAGGAUUGUAUAGAAGAAUCGGAGUGCCGAUCGUACGUUUAUAAAUUUUUUCAACCGAUUAUAGACACGGCAACAGCCCAUGUGAAAUCGAUAGUUGACACAGAAGAACAGAAAGACUUUAAAAAGCCUCAAAUAUUCGUCAAUCAGCUACUAUCCGUGACGCACAAUGGCAAUCCGUUUUCUGACGACGAAAUUAGGCACAAUAUUUAUACUUUAAUAAUUGCGGGAAAUGAAACAACGGCCCUGCAGGUGUCGCACACCUGUUUAUAUUUGGCCAUGUUUCCGGAGAUACAGGAAAGGGUCCACCAAGAGGUGUUGGAUGUUCUUCCGGACUCCAAUCACGAGCCAACCCUCGAGGAUCUAAAACAGUUGACGUACAUGGAGCGAGUGUUGAAAGAAAGUCUGAGGCUGGCACCGUCCGGGCCAAACAUAGCACGGCAGACAAUGCGUGACGUAGAAAUCGGGGGACUUCACAUCCCGGCCGGGACCCUUAUUGCGUUGAGCAUCUUCGCCAUGCACCGCCGCAAGGAUAUAUGGGGGCCCGACGCGGAUCAGUUCGAUCCGGAUCGGUUUCUCCCG